GUCAGUCUCGCGCAUGAUUUCGUAGUGAGAGGAAGCGUUCCUUCGUUUCGUUGCUUAUUCUUCGACGCGGAAAAAAUCAAUCAUAUUUUCAUAAACGACCAACGCUAAAACGAUUAGUUUACUAUAUUAAAAAAGACGUAAAAGGACCAUCGGGUGAUAAACAAGUAGUGUGUCAAGACGAUCGGUCAGUGAUAAACGAUUAGUGUUGAGUCGCUCGUGAUCGAUCCUUGUGUGUAUCCUGUCAAGGUGUUUUCUACCGUUCUCUGGUCAGGAUAUUAUGCUACCGAUCGCGUGUGCUGUAAGAUCGUUUUGACUCGAGGGGCAGUCGACUACAGAUCACUGGCAAAAUGUUACCACAGACCCCUGACAUUAUUCCUACGACUUUGAAUCAGCAAAAAUGUGUGAAAGCGCGUGCCCUGUACGACAAUAUCGCGGAAGCUCCGGACGAGCUUGCUUUUCGAAAGGGCGAUGUUCUUACUGUCCUGGAACAAAACACCGCUGGCCUCGAGGGAUGGUGGCUGUGCGCUCUGCGAGGUAGACAGGGCAUCUGUCCAGGAAAUCGAUUGAGACUGCUAGUCGGCCAAUAUGAUACAGGGGGCUGUUUGGUUGGCAGCAGACCUGACCUAACCAUUUCUGAAGACGGCAUACAGAGGCAUGGAAAACGGCGUAGCUGGCACGUUCAACCGAACAGGGUGGUAACGCCACAGAAAUGCGGCGACGUGUACCUUUACGAUCUUCCAGCGAGCCGAGGAAGUCCUGCUCCACCCUCCAGGCACGAUUCACCCUUGAAUUCGAAUAACGAGCAUUUACACAACUCAGGACGAUACACAACUGGCAGCAGAAGUUCCGUGGACAACGGUGGCGACGCGAGCGAAUGUUACGACGUGCCACCACGAGCUGUCCCCGUGAUUCCAUCGCCAGCGAGCAGUCCAAGUCCGGCACCCUCGUGCUACGACAUCCCCAGGCCACCUACCUCCUGCACACCGAAUUCGAACUGCUCUGGAGGAUCCGGCGUGACGCCUCUCGAUUGCUACGACGUGCCCAGACCAUUGCAACCCCUUACCCCUAGCAGCUCGGCCUCCAGCCUCACCAACGAUGGAUCCCUCAGCGGAUCGAAUCGAUCCAGUCUGGCUGCACAGGAUUACGAUGUACCUCGAUCGCGUCUUCCAGCAUCCUCUUUACCGUCCCGACACAACACGCCCGUGCCGAAAACGCCGACACCUCCACCUCCGCCGCAAAUGCAGCAGAUCUACGACGUUCCAGUUAGCAAGGAGCUUCCCCUGGAGUUGGACUCCGCUUUGGAAGGUCUGCAAAGGCUGCAGAGCGAGGCAUCCGCAGCGAUAGCCAGGUUACUCGGUUUCGUGAGCCCCACAUGGAGAACGCCUCAACGAUUAGACGCCACCCUAAUGGAUCUUAGGCUUGCUGCGCUCAGGCUGAGAACGUCUUUGCACGAUCUGGCUGAAUUUGCCGAAGGCACGCUGGGGAAUGCGGGCAAAGCACCGGACAAAGGGUUGGCUUCGAAGCUACGACCCCUGGUCAAGGCUCUCCGCGACUCUGACAAGCUCGUGCAGGAAGCCGCGUCCGAACUGGACGCGAUGGAAUGGGACGCGGGUAAACUGUGUCGCGGGGGUGGCGAUACCCCGACACCUACAAACGGGCCACCUUCCUCGCUGUUGCCGCCGGUGCAACCGGAUCCACUCGAUCAGCUGAUCGCGUGCGCUCAGGCACUCACGGAAGACGUUCGUCAGGUCGCCAGUUUCAUUCAGGGCAACUCGACCCUGCUCUUCAAACGGUCGUCGAUCAUUUCAACCGGUAGCAGCAACAACAGCGGCGCCGGCGAGGAUUACGAUUACGUAAAUCUUGAUUCGAGGGAGGUAGUCGCGAAGCAACGCGAGGAAGUGAGGGCAACGCUGCCACAGGAACUACGUAGUAAUUACGAUCUCCUGGUGUCCGAGUCGGACAAUGCCACGAUUCAAAUGCCACCCACGACACCGACACCCAUGGAUCCCAACGACAAACAAUUGCUGGCUUUCUAUGCCGCCCAGGUGAUCACACAUGGCAAUCACCUGACUCACGCCAUUGACGCCUUCAUGCAGACAGUCGAGCAUAACCAACCACCAAAGGUGUUCCUAGCGCAUGGAAAGUUCGUGGUGCUGAGUGCUCAUAGACUGGUGCACAUCGGUGACACGGUGCACAGAAACGUGACGAGGAACGACGUGAGAACACGCGUUCUACAGUGCGCGAACGCUCUAAACGAGGCUCUGGGUCAGACCGUGUCGAAGACAAAACAGGCGGCACAAUUCUUCCCAAGCGUAUCCGCUGUUCAGGAAAUGGUCGACAGCGUGGUGGACGUCUCUCACUUGGCCAAGGACUUGAAGGUCGCCAUGAUUCACGCUGCGCAACAGCCUUGAGCAUCCAAAGAUCAGAUCCUAAUCUCUGACACGAAAGAGGGUAAAGGAGAAAAAGAAGAGAUAUCUUGGAUACACGCGAGCUGAGAACUAUUUGUUAUUUUUCUUUCGAGGAAGAAGUCACGUUACGUGAAAUUCACGACGCCUCCAUCAAGUUCCUUGGAUUGUUUUCUACAAUCCUAAGUUUCUGUUCGCUAGAAACGUAAUGCGACAGUAGGAUCGAUUGGAAGAAGGAAAAUAAAAAUAUAUGUCGUAGCGUGUAUUCACUGCCGAUUUAAUAGAAAAGAGCGGCUCACCUGUUAGAAUAUCGCGAUGUUUAAUCGUCCAGUCAAACGUAGAGAUUUUAACGACGAAGAGAAAUUCGAAGUAAAUUAAAUAAAUGAUGGUAAAAAUUAUAUGAUUAUUGAUUGAUAGAUUUGUUUUAACGAACAGCUAUAAACAAAAGAAAUCCAUCUUUUGGCUCGGAUGAUAGCAAAGUAGAUCGUAGAUACACGAAUUUCUGAUUGUUUAAUCGACGAGAAAAUGAAUUUGGACCAGAGAGGAAACGCCAACUUGCUUUUUCGCCCGACUAGAAACGACAUCCUUCCCUCUUGAACGCAAUAAAGAAUUCUCGAGGCCUAUCGUUACUUAGAGAUACGCAACUGCCAAAGCCACAGGUAUAUAGAACGUAAGGGAAAAGCUCCUUCGAGACGAGCGUAUAUUUGUAAUGUACUCGAGAAUAUAGAGAACGUAGACUUUUCUAGGAAACCAUGUAACCGUGUCGUUCAUUAGCUAGAGGUGUGGAAUCAAUUAAGCGACGUGUAGAACGUGUUCGAAAUAAUUCUCGAGACGUCGGUGUAUUAUUUGCUUGAAAACGAGGAUCAUUUCGAACUUGAUACGCAGUUGUCGUUGCCAGCGUAUUAAUCAUCGUCCUAGGUGUGUAUCAUGUGAAGAGAAAACUCUAUUAAAAUAUGAAACAUUUUCAUUUGGACGCAUAUUUACAAUAGAUUAUACUGCGAUGAAAAUAUUAAUUGGAUUUAAAUGAAAGGAGACUAAAAACAUUGAGAAAAUGGAACAAACGCAACAGCCUAAUAUAUACUGCGAGAAAGAGCCACUGAUGCAAGAAAGGAAUUUUCUCUAAUCGAGAAUACUUUAUAACAGCUACAUUUAUGACAUUAACGUUUAUACAUCAAAUUCGAAGAACGCAAGGAACGCUAUCUUUUUAGAGGCCAAUUUUGAACGAAUUUUAUACCAUUUUACCGCCAUGUCACGACUUUUUCGUGUCAGGCCUUUUUACAGGCUCUUCCAGCAGCAUUAUUCGAUCAAUCGUAAACACACACUGAUGAUAACAAAAAGAAAUUGCAUCGGAUUUGCAGACUGUUUAUAAUCAUUCCAAUAACCUAAUUCGAUUACAAAGCGUGUUCCCUUUACAGGAACGAUGCAGAAACAAUAACUUGGAAACAGUACGAAACGAUACGCCUUAUACACGGUCAUUUUAUCGAUUAUCAUCGGCCGACGACGCUCCUACCGAUUAUAAAACUUUCAUAGCAAUCGAAUCGUUCCCUUAUCGUAGAAAUUAGUUUUAGAGGCAUAGGGCGUAGGGAUUAAAUAACUUUUAUAAUCGGCAGGACUGCUUCUUUUGUUAAAAGAUAAUAUAGAUUUAUGAAAAAUAUGAGCAACGUCUAUAUCUGAUUUUGCUGAAUUUGUUUUUAAAUUUAAUAAAUUGUACUAAUUAUUUUCUCCGAUUAACCGUGAAAAACUACAUUCUUAGGUAUUACGAAAGGUAAUCGACAACCGCACAUUUGUGUCGCAGCUUUAAGAUCGAUUGUAUCAUUCAAAACAUGUAUUUACUUUCCGCCUUUCGAGACGCAGCCUUUUUGUCUUUCUCCUUUUGUACAGGGGAAAAAGAAAACGGAAGAUCGUUCGAGCGAGAAAUCGAAAUGUCAAAAAAGAGAAAAGAAAUUAAGGCGAUCAUCCGGCACUUACGAUUAGGGAGUAUUCACCACGAUAUAGCUUAUAGUUUAUUUUUUAGAGAUUAUAUAAUCGGAGCAUAUCGCGUGAACAUGAACCUCGUUUACGAGACUUGUAUUAUAAUUUAUUGGUGGAACGUUUUUGUAAGAUAAAACGCAUUUUUCAGGCAGUUAGAGUUUACUGUAUAUUUAGAAUUUAUACAUAGGCGAUAUAUCAAUAGGUGCUUGUCACAUUCUCAUUGAAAAUCGUAUUCCGAUUGAUCGUGACGUACUAUUAAGUGAAAUGAAUUUUUUUUUUCUCUUUACAUCGAACAGAAAAAAAGAAUGUGAAACGCACAGAUUACACAAUUGCCUUUAUCGUUUCGCGUCAUUUCGUUUGAUCGUACAUCGUACCUGGAAUUUUCUUUACACCGAAACAAUAUUACAAUCGGAAACUGUUCUUAAGAUUAUGGAAGGUUUUAUCAAUGGAGUCUUUGUCAGCGAAGACUUUCGGUUAACCAUUAAAUAUCGAUGAUUCAUUGAUUACCGUUACGUUAAAUUUAAUCUUGCAUAAAUUAUAUAUAUAUAUAAUCGAUCGAUUAUGAAAUUGGAAAAUUAAUCGACGUAUCGGAUUAGCAUGUCCUUCGAACUGAAUCAAUUAUGUUACUUUAAGGACAUUUACUGUGUACAUAAGUAUAUUUAUAUAUAUAUAUAUAUAUACAUAUAUAUGUAUAUUAUAAUUAUUCCUAUUACAAUGUAUACACAAAUACAAUAAUGUACCAACGCAGCAGUGACAAAGAAAGGAACGAAAUAUUUAAAAAUCGUGCAAUCGUCAAACAUUAAUUUUUAAGCAUAAAAUCAUACUCGUGGAAGUGCAUCAAGUAUUUACAAACAGCAGGGAUAAUUAAAAUCGUUUCACGUAACGCAGAUAUAAAGAUGGAAUGACGAGCAUAAAUAUUUAAAAAGUGUUCUCCUUUAAAAAGUUGGUAUCAUCUUGCACUUAAUUUGCUUGGUGAAAUCUGGGUGAUAAUUUUGUAUACUGGCGCGUUACUUGUAUAUUAUAGUUUCAAUGGUUCAAUAAAGAUUAAUUGAAUACACAGGUAGAAAG
Messenger RNA from Bombus huntii, 5444 nucleotides. RefSeq names its product breast cancer anti-estrogen resistance protein 1 (gene p130CAS). The transcript is spliced from 9 exons. Gene Ontology annotation, biological process: cell migration; cell surface receptor protein tyrosine kinase signaling pathway. Bases 348 to 2411 code for a protein of 687 amino acids. The record is from RefSeq and is a predicted model, not a curated record. NCBI's taxonomy places the organism in Eukaryota, Metazoa, Arthropoda, Insecta, Hymenoptera, Apidae. Gene Ontology annotation, molecular function: protein binding. Gene Ontology annotation, cellular component: cytoplasm; plasma membrane.